AUGACAGACCUCCGAGAGAGCUACUGCGGCUCGGAGGCCAGCUUCACGACAGUACAGCGCCAUGCUGCAGCCAUCGUGCAAGCCUUGCAACCUGAGGAGCCUGCGUCGCCUGAAGUUGAGAGCAGGGAGCAUUCAAGGGAGGAAGCCAGCCUGCCUUCGUCACCUGAUGCCAUCGCUUCACAGGAGAAAAUUCUUCUGGCUGCACGUCUUCAGGAGGACACCGAUGCCGCAGACACACGUGAUCUGCUGCAGUCCACCACAUUUCCGGAAGGGAAUGGAAAAGGAUGUGUGCCAAUUCCCAUCUGCACGAUUGAGAGCCACAGAGACCUCUUGAAGCGCGCAGAGGCAGCAAAACAGCGGUGCCAGACACUAGAAGCCGAGUUGCUGCUUGAGAAGGAGCAUGCAGAGCAGCACGCAGACGCCUUGCAGGAGGUAGUGCAACGAGCGCAAGCUGCUGAGGAUCGGGCGGAUGAGAUGGCUAUGGAGUUGGCGGCAGCCAGCGACAACUCAGAGCGGUUUCUGCUGGAAAAUGCAGCUCUGCAGGACAGGGUGGCCACGCUCGAAAAAAAUCUGCAAGAUACGAGAGGUGACCAAGGGAGAAGCGCGCAGUCCGCCUGGCAGGACCCACAGCCGGGUACGACAGACAAUGUGCAGCAGAGCCCCGCGCUGACACCGGCCGCCGGCGUGGGAGCUGCCGAGGUGCGCGGCGCCGACACGGAGACCGGGCGCAAGCGCGCGCGCCACAGCCGCUCCGGCGGCGUCGUCCCGAGGACGCUCGGUUUUGAAGACGCCGACUCAUGCGCUGCCGGGCAAGCCAUGCUGCCGCCGGCUGAUCUCCCUUCAGUGCCCGGGCUUGACAAUGACGCCACGGCUGAGGGCGCGCAUGGGAAGCCACUUGGGCUUACGGAGGUGAAAACGACGGGGAAUGAGGGUGAGAGGAAGGCAGCUUCAUCCGCGAGCUCGGAGUCGGAGGAGGAGAGCGCUUCCGGCGGCGGCGCGGCGGCGGCUGCGGCCAAGGCGCUCGCGCGCGUGAUGCGACUGCACUCGGAGCAGGCCCAGCUGCAGCGCGCCAUCCAGGCGAUGACGAGCGAGAGGGUGGCUCUCAUGGUGCGCCACGAGGCAGUGCUGGGCCGCUUGGAGGAGGCUCUGCAGGAGAAUAGCUCGCUGCAGGCGCUGCUGCUGGAGCAGGCAAACCAGGUCGGGGCCCUGGGGGCUGCCCAGGAAGCAAUCAGCCAUCAGGUGGAGGCCCAGAAGCAGCUGCAGAGCCUGCAGGAGCACGGCCUGCAGUCCCAGGUGCUUCAGCUGCAGCAGCAGGUGGAGGGCAGCGAGGAGGCGGCGGCCAAGUGGGCAGAGACCCACGACGCGCUGCAGGUCAUGCACGGCAAGCUGCAGCACGAGCGCGAGCUAGUCAUCGCCCUGCAGAACGAAAAGACAGCCCUGCAGGACCGGCUCGAGGCGGCACAGCAGACGCCGCCGCGAGUGCGCGAGGCGGAGGCGCGGCUGCGGUCGGAGCGCGCGCGCAUCGAGGCGCUGCUGGCAGAGAAUGCCGCGUUAUCCAUGCGCGCACAGCAGCUGCAGGAAGCUGCUGCUCUGCAAGACUCCCCUCUGCCUUUGACUGCUGAAUGUGGGCAGCAGAUGCGGGAGCAGGCCUUUCUGGAGGGGCACUGGCAGGGAGAUGAGGUGGAGCCCAGAGACCAGCUCUACAUGAUCUCGAUGGCGCUUCAGCACGAGCAGCAGCGGGGCAGCCACCUGAAGGCGCAGCUGGAGGCAGUUUCCGAGCAGCUGCUGGAGGCGCAGCAGGCGCUGCUCGACGAGCAGCUGCGCGCGGAUCACCUGGCCGGGCAGCGCGACUCGCUGGGCCGCACUCUGCAGCAGGCGCAGAAGGCCUUGCAUGAUUCCGAGCGCGAGCGCGGCCGGCCCUGGUCCGCCGACGACGCACGCCAGGCCGAUGUGCACAGGUGGGCCGCAGGACGGCAAGCUCGGGCAUUGCCAGUUGACCCUGCAGCAGCUGCGUCCACCGAGGCAACGCCGGAGAAGGCCGGGCGGCCUAAGCAGCCCGUCGGGCAGGGCAGCCCUGGCAGCCAGCAGAAGCUGUCUCCCGGCCGUGAGAGGAUGGCCCGGGAGCUGGGGCAGGCGCGGCAGUGGCUGGUAGAAGCCGUGGACCACCGAAACGCCCUGCAGCAGCAGCAGCAGGAGCUCCAGGGGCAAGUUUCUGCGCUGCAAGAGGCGCUGCAGCGAGCCGGGGGUGCGGCGCAAGCCAUCCCCGAGGCGCCAGCUGCCACACCGGCUCAGGGCGGCAGGAUAUCCGACAGCGCGCUGGCGUCACUGGUAGAGAGCACGCCGUCGGACCUGGGCGACUGGCACACGCAGUUGCAGCGCACGGGCCCCCAGGAGCUCAGCUUCGCGAGCCCCAGCAGCCGCGGUGACUCGGCGCUGACUCAGCGGCCGUCAGUGGCCGGGCGGUGCCAGCCCCGGCCGGCCGUCACGCCCCUCAGCGCCCACAUCAGCGCCCUGCACCACCGCCUGAAUACCCCGCUAUCAGCCGCUGCCUGCGCGCGGCUGGAUCUGGGCAGCAUUUUGGGCAGCGGCUCGGGCAGCGCAUCAUCACUGAGCCGCGGGUGGACGCCGAGCGCCUGGGACUCAGCAGCCCUGCAGCAAACAGCAGCAGCCAAUGGGCGAGACCAAGGCUCGGCCAGUGGCAGCUCGGGGCCCGGCCUGACCCCUGCAGCAGACGCACUGAACCCGCUCUUUGAUGAGGCACCGACAAGCAGCAAAUCUGCCGCCGAGAAGACGGCCAAGGCGGGCACCACUCGAUUCGCUGCCGCUUCAGAGAGACAGGAGGAGGUUGCCAACAUGCAGGAGACGAUCAAUCAGCAGUCGGCUGCAGCUGAUCAGUGUCGACUAGCACAGGCAGAACUUGAGGCACAGCUCAGAGACGCCCUGCGCAAGAUAAGUGCGCUCACAGUGGCGCUUGAAGUGGCGACGGCCGAGGCACAAGCGGCGAGGAAUCUGGCGGCCGCAGCCGGGGAGGAUGCCGUGGCGGCAAAGCUGGUGUCAGAAGAGCUGUCUCUGCAGCUGGAGAAUGCGCAUGAGCAGCUGUCGCUCGCGCAGCAGGAGGCACGCCGCCUGAUGGACGCCCAAGUCUCUGCUCUGGCGCCGUGCACAGGACCGGCAGAGGAUACCAGCGCCACAGACGCGCUGAUGGCGCGGGUGCGCGCGCAGAACAUGGCGCUCCGCGCAACGCUCGACUCGCUGGCAAUGGCCCGCUCCGAGCUGGCCGCCUCGCAGGCCGACACCCGCCAGCUGUCGCGCAUCAUCGAGGCGCUGCACGCAAACCACCUGCGCCGCUCUCUUGCGCCGCCGCAACCCUCGCCCGCGCGAUCCGCGCCCCGGCCGCCGCAGGCGGCCCCCGGUGCCGGCAGCGCCAUGCACUGCGGCUCAAGCGGCGGCCGCAAUUGGCCCCAGUCUGCUGGAUCCCCGCUUGGUGCCACAGCCAGUCAGGGCGGAGGAGCGAGCUUGCAAUUUCAGGAAGGGGAGGUGUGGGAUCAGCUGGCGCUGAAGAGCAGCCGGCUGGAAGCGCUCGAGGCGGAGCUCGAGGUGGCGCGCUCGCAGAACGCGGAGUGGCACCGGCUGAUGGCGCUCUAUGACCGCGAGCGCGCCGCCGCGGCCGACCAGCGGCGGCAAAUCCAGGAGCUCGAGCAACAGGUUGAGGCCUCGCGCUCUGAGCUGCCAACCCCGCAGGAGCAAGAAGCGGCAUCUGAUGCCGCUGAGGAGGGUCAGGAGCGGCAGGAACACCUCAUGACAGAGCUUGCGCAGGCCCAGUCCGAGCUGGCUGCGCUGUCACAGGACCUGCAGGCCGCCAGGCUGGACGCGCAGACAUCGCAGCGUGAGACGCAGCGCGCCUGCUCCGCUCUGGUGGAUGACGAAGCCGCCAAAGCAGAGAUCGAGAGGUACACCCGCGACCUGCAAGCCGCCUGCCACGACAGGGAAGAGGAGCUCGCACGCAUGAAGGGGCAGCUCGCAGCGGAGCAGGCAGAGAAGGAUAACCUCGGCGUCGCGCUCGGCGAUCUCCAAGCGGAGUCCGAGCGGCUGCGCGCUGAGGUGGCAGAUCAGGCGGCUGAGCUGGCAAAGCUGCAGCUGGAGAGAUGCUCCCUCCAGGACAGCCUAAACACUGCUGCUGCCAAGCUGGCCGCCGUGCCUGCACUGCAGCAGCAGCUUGCUGUGGCUCGCGGUGAGUUACAGGGGCUGGAAAGGGCUCUGCAUGAGCAGGGAGGCACAGAGGCGGCUCUCAAGGAGCAGGUGGCGACACUCAGCCGGCGGCUUGACGGCAGCCAGAAAGAGGCUGAAGCCGCGGAAACGGCGGCGGCAGGCCUGAAGACGGAGCUUGCACAUGCGAGCGAGCGCGCUGCCGGCUUGCAGGGGCUCUUUGACGCGGCGCAUGAGACAGCAGAGGGGCGCACAGCGGCGCAGCUGCACGUAGCUGCGAUGGAGGGACAGCUGGCCGACAGCCAUGCCGAGGCACACGCAGAGCAGACGGCGUUGGACGCUGUUCGGGAGGAGCUUGCGCGCUCCCAUGAGCACGCUGCCAGCCUGCAGGCUCUCCUCGACGCCGCACAUGAGACAUCCGAGGAGUGUGCGGCACUGAAGGAGCAGGUCAGCAAGCUAGGAGGGCAGCUGGCGGGAAGCCAAGCGGAAGCUGACGCAGCGCAUAAGAGCUCAGCAGAGCUGAGGAUCCAGCUGGCACAGUCUCAGGAGCACACUGCCAGCCUGCAGGCUUUGCUGGAUGCUGCGCAUGGCUGUGCUGAGGAGUGCGCAGCACUGAAGGAGCAGGUCGCUGCCUUGGAAGAGCAGCUGACAGCAAGGCAAGCACAGGCUGAUGCGGCGUGCGAGGCUUCAGAGGCCUUGGAGAUCGAACUGGCCCAGUCUCGCGAGCAGGCAGCCAGCCUGCAGGAUCUCUUGGAUGCUGCACAUGGGACUUCUGAGGAGUGCGCAGCACUGAAGGAGCAGGUCGGCUGGCUGGAAGGGCAGCUGGCGGCAAGGCAAGCUCAGGCUGAUGCGGCGUGCGAGGCUUUAGAGGCCCUGGAGAUCGAGCUGGCAGAGUCUUGCGAGCAGGCGGAAAAGCAAUCCCAGGAAUGUGCAGUAUUGCGUGAGCAGAUCAGCAACCUUGUGGGCAACUUGGCUGCCAGAAGGGCAGAGGUUGAUGCCGCCCGCCAGGCUUCAGCAGCUCUGGAUGCCGAGCUGGCACAGUCUCACGAGCAGGCUGCCAACCUGCAGAAACUCCUGGACGCUGCGGAGAGAAGAGCUGAGGAGCAUGCGGCAUUGCGCGUGCAGCAGAUCAGCGCCCUUCAAGGGCAGUUGGUUGCCAGCCAGGCUCAGGUUAAUGCCGCCUGCAAGGCUUCAGGAGCUGUAGAGAAUGAGCUUGAGCAGUCUCGUGAGCAUGCCGCUAGCCUGCAGAAACUCCUGGACGCUGCUCACGAGGCCUCCAAAGAGGUUGCAGCACUGCGGCAGCAAAUCGGCACCCUCUCAGGCCAGCUCUCAGCCAGCCGGGCAAAGGCGGCCGCCGCGCAGAGUGCAUCCGCCACUCAGCAGCGUGAGCUGAGCCAAUCACAGGACCGCGCUGCCAGCCUGCAGAAACUCCUCGACGCAGCCCACGAAGCAGCCGCACAGCAGGACACUCUGACCCAGCAGCUCGCAGCCGUCACCAACCAGCUGGAUACGAGCAAGGCAGAUGCAGAGGCCGCGCGCACCUUGGCUGAAAGUCUGGAAGAGCAGCUGGCACAAUCUCGCGAGCACUCAGCGAGUGUGCAGAAACUCUUGGACGCAGCCGACGAGGUUGCCGCACAGCAGGAGGCUCUCAACCAACAGAUUGCAGCUGUCACUGGCCAGCUGGAGUCGAGCAAGGCAGAAACAGAAGCCGCGCGCGCUGGGGCCGACAGCCGGGAAAUGCUUCUGGAGUCUCGCACGCACUCAGCAAGCCUGCAGAGGCUCGUUGACGCAGCCCACGAGGCAGCCGGACAGCGAGACACUCUCACCCAGCAGCUCGCUGCUGUGACAAGCCAGCUGGGAGCAGACAUGGCAGAGGCACAAGCUGCGCGCAGUGCAGUGACGAGCCUGGAAGAGCAGCUGGCACAGUCUCGGGAGCACUCAGUGAGCCUGCAGAAGCUCCUUGACCCAGCCCACGAGGCAGCCGGACUUCGAGACACUCUCACGCAGCAGCUCGCAGCAUUGACCAGCCAGCUGGCAGCAAGCAUGGUAGAGGCACAAGCUGCGCGCAGUGCAGUGACGAGCCUGGAAGAGCAGCUGGCACAGUCCCGGGAGCACUCUGUGAGCCUGCAGAAAUUGCUCGACGCAGCUCAUGACACGGCAGAGAUAUCGGCCGCAGAGGCUGCCUCGCUGCAUGGGAGUUCGGCGGAGCCCCUUGAGCUGGCCAAGCGCCUUUGCAGCGCACAGCAGAGCCUGGCCGCUAGCCAGGAGGAGGUCCGCGCACUGCAGCAGGCCGCAGCUGGCGCUGCACAGGUGACGGCCACUCUUGAGAGCGACAUCUCCCGGCUGCAAGAGGAGAACCUGGGGCUCUGCGAGGAAAUCAGCCAGUGGCAGGAGCGGGCAGCUGGUCUUGUGGGCGCGGUUGCGGCGCUGGAGAGCGAGAUCCGUGAGCUGCGGGCCGCCGCUGAGGUGGCGGCUGACGCGGCAGAGCGCGCACAGCGCAGCACGGUUGAUGCCCGCGCGGCCGAGGCGGCCGAGCAGUCGCGGGCGCUCGAGGCGGCGACGGCCAUGGCGGCCGGCGGCGCGCGGCGCAUUGCAGAGCUAGAAGCAGAGCAGACUGCCCUCCGCAGCGAGGCUGCCUCCGCCAGUGCAGCUGCUGCAGAGGCAGAAGAUAAAGUGCAGACCCUCAUACUGACACUGAUGGAAGCACACAAGGAGAUGUCCGCCGAACGAGCCUCGGCGCAGCAGGAGAGGGCACAAUUUCUUGCGAAGCACGAUCAGAGCCUGUCGCAGCUUGCGGUUGAGUGCGAGGCUGCCAGGAGUGAGGCAGCUGAGAGCGCCAGUAAGGUAAAUCAGCUGCAGGAGCAGCUGGGUGAGGUCAGAGAGCAGCUCAGGAAGGCAACGGUGGAGAAGCAGAGGCACCAGCAACGGGCCGCCCUGCUGAACGAGAGCGUGCAGGAGCUUCAGGAUGAGCUGUUCCAGGUGAAAGCCUCGGUGGAAGCCAUGUCCCAGGACCUGCAGGAGAAGCACGCCGCGCUACGGGCCGAGGCUGACGGGCUGCGCCAGCUGGCUACAGACCGAGGCGCGGCGAUAAAAGUGCUCGAGCGGGCGGCCGAGGUUCAAGAGGCCCGGCUGCGGGCUGAGGCGCGGGGCCAUGCGCAGGCGGCGGCCGCGCUACGUGACGAGGUGUCGGCCACCAAUGCGCGCGCGGACGGGCUGCAGAAGCUAUUCGACUUUGCCCAGGCUGAGAUCGCUGGCAAUGCAUCUACGCUGAGUGCUGACCAGGCGCGCGAGGCGUGGGAGAAGCUGCGGGCGGCGGAGCUGCAGCACUGGGCCGAGCUGCUGCAGGCCGAGCAGCAAGUCACCUCGCUGCUGCGCCAGCGCAUCACCGCCCUGGAGGCCGACACAGCAGAGCAGCGCAAGCAGCUCUCCCGAGCGCAGUCCGACAGCGCAGCCGCCGACCGCCGCGCUGCCGAUCUUGCCGAGCAGUGCUCUCUCGCGGAAGCGCGGUCGACCAAAAUGCAGCUGCGCAUUGAGGAGCUAUCUGGUCAGCUCAGCGGCAUGCGGGCAGAAAACGAGAAGAUAACAGCGCAGAGGAGGGCCCAAGAGAAGAAGAGUGCCGAGGUGAAGCAUAUGGUAGCAUCAAUUCUGGAAGACGCGGCGGAUCUGGAGUCCCGGGCGCGCCGGGCCGACGUCGCGCGGCAGGCGGCUGUGGAGCAGCUGGCACGUGUGCGUUCGGCAGCUGCCAGCAUGUGCGAGGAAGCCGCCGACGCUGCGGCCGCGCUCGAGGCGGCCGCCGCAGAAAGGCAGGCGGCCGAAGCAGAGUCUGAGCAGCUGGCGCAGCAUGUCAGUGCACAGCAGGCGGAGCUGCAGUCGCUGCGGGCCAAGUCUGCGCUGCUGCAGAGCGCGCUCAGCGCGGAGAAGAGCCGGGCGGAGGCGGCCACCGCAUCCGUGCAGGCUGCCUUGCAGGCCGCCCUGUUGGACCUGGACAACAGCCGAACCCUGCUCGAAGACACCCAGGCUCGGCUGGCGGGCGCAGAGGAGGAUCUGGAGACAUCUGAGCAGAUCCGCGGCCUGGAGAGGAAGAGGGCCGACGAGGCCCAGGAGGAGCUGGAGGCGGUGAGAGAAGCGCUGCAGGCUGCAGAGCUCAACACCCACUCCCUCAGGCGGCAGCUGCACGAAGCCCAGGCCCGCGCCAGGGCAGGCGAGGAGAACCAUGCAGAGGCGCUGGCGAGCGCGGAGAAGCACAAGGUGUGGGCCGAGGCGCUGGCCGCAAAACUGCGGUCGGCCGGCACCGACCUGGCCGCGCUGGAAGCCGAGCGCAUCGCUGCGUUGUGGAAGGCCGACGCGCCCCUCAAGGCCCUGCAGCAUCGCCCCGAGCAGCUGCAACGCCGCGCGGAGGCUGCAGAGAAGCAGGCAAGCAUGGCGGCUGCUGAGGCGGACGAGAGGCUGGCGCAAGUGAAGGCGCAGGUAGCGGAGCAAGACGGUGAGCUGCAGAGGAUAGGCCGCGAGAAUGCUGUAGAGCGCGAGGCCCUGCGCAGAGAGGUGCAGUCCAUCAGAGACGCUCUGCAGAGGGCGCAGGCUCAGCAGGAGCACGCACAGGCGGCCAGCAGCGCCAGCCAGGCAGAAGCAGGCUCCCUGCGCAUGCAGCUGGCGGGUGCGCAGGCUCUCUGUCAGCAGCUGGAGCAGGACGUUGCAGAUGCGCAAAAUGGCGAGCAGGCAGCCGCCGCAGCGCUGCAGGAUGCUCGGCAGGAGCUGGCGGCGACGCAGCGGCGGGCCGCCACGCUCGGGCUGCGGCUCGGCGACAGCCGCGCGCGGCUUCAGCGCCUGCAGGCGGCGCAGGCGGCAGCUGCCUGGCAGCUGCCGGAAGCUUCCUCCACAUCUCCGGACGCCGCCGCCGACAUCUCCAGCAAUGCCGAGGAGCAGAAGUCAGCCACAUCGGUCCCAGAGGGAGAGGAGAUGGUCCAGGAGCUACAGAGGCAGCUGGAGGAUGCACAGGCGGCCUUGUCAGCGCAGGCAGAGGCGGCGGCACAAGAGCAGGCCCGCCGCAGAGAUGCAGAAGAGCAGUGCGCCGCAGCCCAUGCCGAAGCGCGCCAGCUCUGGCAGGAGCUCCAGGACCUGCAGGGCCGGCUGCGCGAGGCGGAGGCGGCUGCCGUGUCGGCCUCUGCAGAGGCAACAGAGCUGCAGGGUGCACUCGCAGCAGCACAGGAGGCCAAGGCGGCAGCGCAGGCGACUGCCGAGGAGGCCGCGGCGGUGUCGGACGCGCUCUCACACCGCGCGUCGGAGGCGCAGGGGGAGAUGAGCCGGGCGCAGGCACUUGCAAAGAAGGCUCUCGCCGAGUGCGCGGCCUCCAAGGCCACACAUGCGGGUGAGCUCACGGCCCUGCGGCAGCAGUGCGCAUCUUUGGAUGCGGCUGCGGCAGAUCUUGAGGAGCAGCUGCGCCAGGAGAGGCACAGCCGCGCCACAGAGGUUGCCGCCGCCCACAAUGCGCAAAUCAAACUUGCGGAGGCGUGUGCAACGUCAGGCGCCAGCGGAGAGUGCUCGGCACAGCAGUAUGGUGCUGAGCAAGAGGCUGAGAUCCAGAGCCUGGAGGCCAUGGAGCUGAGCUCAGAGCUGGCGGCCAAGGAGGGGCGGGUGCAGGAGCUGCUGACCAGCGUGGCGAGCCUGCAGGAGGAGAAUGCAAGGCUGUGGGACGAAGCGCAGCAAGGCCUGUCCCUCGCUGAUAACAUGGCUGAGAUGCACCAACGUUUUCAGGAAGAGUUGGACAACGUCGCCCGGCUGAAAGAGAUGAACCAGGAGAACGCCUGCCUGCGCCAGGAGAACACCUCUUUGCGUGCAGCGCUGGCGCAUGCAACGCCUCAUGCUCUCAGUGGCCAUCCACCGGACGCCGCCGACGCUGACGGCCUUGGAAGUUUGCCCAGAAACUUGGGCUCAGCCUUCACGCUCGCAGCUCAGCAGUCAGACAGCAGCGCGCCGUCCUCACCAACAGGCACAGUGGGAGAUGCAGCAUCCACCAGGCAAGAGCCCGGCAGCUGCCCAGGGGCCGCCAGCGGCUCCGAGGUCAGCAGCGGUGCUGCCUCGCCAGCGCGGCCAUCUGCAGAGGCUGCCAGCUCUGGUGUGGGGCCACUGUUCCUCGCCUUUGACUCCAGCCCUUCACCAGAUCGUACUGCCCCUGGACUGCACAGCAAACCUGGAACCAGCCAGGGACGUGCGAUCCGCUACUGGCAGACAGCAGCAGCGUCGGGCGAUGGCGAGGAGGCAGCCCAGCAGCUUACGCCGGUCUUCGUGCAGCCGACGCCACAGGCCAUUCCAGCCUGGCGCGAGGAGAGUAUCCGGCAGGGCGCCUCGGUAGAGAACACGCCCCGCAGCGCGGCCGAGCAUGCGCACCAUCUCGUGGCACAGCUGUCGGCGCAGGUCGCCGCUGUUCGCACGAGCGCCGAGCGGCAGCCGCCGGCCGUCUCGAUACAGACUCCCCCGCCCUCCCGCCUGCGCCACUCUUCUGGAGCAAGCAUAACUCUGCCGGAGGCGCAGGAGGGCACAAGCGAGAUUGGCACUGCGGGGCAGCCGGGGGCAGAUCAGCAGUGCACGCCCAGCGGAGGGAACGCGGCGGGAGACGGGGAUGGCGGGCUGGUGCGGCGGCUGCGCGCGCAGCUGGGUCGGCUGUCAGGCAACCGCGGCGGAUGCCCUCCAGGCACGCCGAUGUCGCUGGCCGCCGACCGCCGCGUUGCCUUCCUGCGCGCCAUCGACCGCCUGGAGGCCAUCCAAGCGGAGAACAGCAGGCUCUGGGCAGCACUGGAGAGCCAGAGCACGGCGCAGGCUUCUAAGGCGGGCGCGUCCGGGUCGGCCGCGGGAGUGUGCGAGCAGUAUGCCGCCAUGUGCCAGCGCAUGGAGGCCAUCCUGCGCGAGCGCGCUGACGUGGCGGCCCGCCUGUCCGCAGCGCAGGUCAUGAUGCAGCAGCUGCAGGGGGCGGUGGAGACGCUGGGCCAGGAGAAUGGCCGGCUGGCGGCGCAGGUGGCGCAGCUGCAGCACUCAGCCGCCGGCACCGAGCAGGCGCACAGCAAUGCUGCCGCUGCCGAGGCGCAGGACCUGCGCGCAGAGGUACAGCGGCUCAAGCUGGAGCGCAAGCUGACCAAGGCGGUCGCCAAGGUGGCCGUCGCCAUCGUGAGCGACAUGUGCUCCGGCGGCGCGGACGCGGUGAAUGUGGCGUUGAGGCUGGGUGAGCUGAUGCGCGCCCACCAGGAGCUGCUAAACAGGAUGGGCAUAGCGCCCAUGUGGGCCACGCUGCUGGCGCUGGCGCACAAUCCGCCCAAGCCUGCUGGCCAGGUCAGCGCUGAGCUGGCGGCCAGCGAGGCGCAGGCGGCCACGCUGCAGGAGCAGCUGCAGAAGCAGGCGCAGCGCGCCAGCCGCUACAAGGAGCGCGCUCGCCAGCUGGAGGACGUGGUAAUUCGCCUACGCCAGCAGACGCGAGACAGCGAGGACGGCUGCGCAACAGCGGCGGCGGCGCACGACGAUGCGCUGCUAUCGGCGGCCAGGGAGGUGGCCGGCGUGGGCCGCGCGCUGUGCGAGGCUCUGCCGCAGCUGUGCACGGAGGAGGCAACGCCGCCUGACGCCAACUGCAGCACCUGCAUCGAUUGCCACGCCCUGCUCCACCUGCAGGUGGAUCGCCUGAAGUGCCUGGUGCACCGCGUCACGCUGCAGCAGCUGCUGGGGCAGGACUACGCGCAGCCGCCGCAGCCGCCGUCGGGCCACCUGCACGCGCUGCUGGAGCAGCCGCCGGACCGCGGCAUCUCCGCCGAGUCCGUCGCCGACCGCAUCCUGGAGUGGGCCGCCGACAGGCGACCCCAGAAGCCCGCCGCCCUGCCGCAGCCUCCGGCCCCGCCCUCCCCUUUGGCUGACCACGAUCUCCCGCGCAGCAGCCCAUGCUUGAAUGCGGACGGCCCCCGCUUUGCAGCCACUCUGGCAGAGGUGGGAUCUGGGCAGGAGGAUGAGAGUGGGACUCAAUCGGAGGCCUACGGCCGGCGCGCCGGUGCGCGCGGCCGGGGCCGAGGCACGUGGAGGGAUGGAGACGACAGCGGCGCCGCAUCUGUCAGCAACAGCGACCGGGCCGAGGCAUCAUCUUCCUUCGGCAGCCCCGCAAAGGACACAUCGGCCGACAGCAGCCAGAGGAGGGCUGUGGAGGCAGAUCAAGAGGCAGAGGAAGCAUUUGUUGCGCAUGGUGAUGAGGGGCAGGCGUUGCCGGAGGCCGGUUCCGCCGCGGGGCAGGCGAGGGCGGCGGAUGUUGGGCAUCUGACGCCGACGGCCAUGCAUGCCGGCGCGCGCGUGGCGGAGGCUCGUGCCAAGGCUGCUAAGCUUGGUGCGCAGCUGGACCGAGUUCUGGCAGUGCGUGCCGGCGGCCCCCUGGGAUGAGGUGCCACAAUAUGACAGAAGCAUAUGCUCAAAAUUUGGCUCACGAGAGGUUGAAGCCACUGUACCAGCCGGCAGAAGGUUUCGUAGGACUGCUGUACAUGUCUAGAUGUUUUUCUGGUCCGAGCAUUCUUGGAUCUCAGACUCUGUCAGGGAACGAAUGCAUGAGACGAUUUCCUAAUGUCACAACGGUUGCUCUUAGCAGUUCCGGGUACGUUAGCACGGCACGCGUCUUGAAGACCAAUAGGAUGGCACAUUUUAUUGUAGCUUACAUGUAGCAAUCGUGGUGUGUGGUGUGUGAACCUUACUGUAGAGAGUCUAGGUGGUCUGUGCAGGUUUUACACAUUCAAUCCUAAUUAGCUAGAGCGGCAUCCCAGCUUGAGACCAGCUUGAUCAGUGCAUUCGAAUUUGCGGUGCUUUGAACAUGUACAUACUAGCCCAUAUCCCCAUAGGCAAUAUAUUGGACUCC
Messenger RNA from Coccomyxa subellipsoidea C-169, 13075 nucleotides. RefSeq lists its product as hypothetical. NCBI's taxonomy places the organism in Eukaryota, Viridiplantae, Chlorophyta, Trebouxiophyceae, Coccomyxaceae. The transcript is spliced from 26 exons. Bases 1 to 12609 code for a protein of 4202 amino acids. The record is from RefSeq and is a predicted model, not a curated record.